UAACAAACCGCCAAGAAAGUGCGUAAACAUACAAUUUUACUUCAGCAUUCUCAAGAUCGAUACAAACAGAGGAGGUCUAACAAGGAAUUAGAGACUUACUACACCUUACACAUAGAAAAGACAAACAAGAUGCGAGGAAUCGAUAGGGGACGAGGGAAAGAGGAAACAGAAAUUAGCUCCAUUAAUGUGAUUCGGAAUUCGGAGUUUAGUUGUAGAAGGAAGGAGGGAAAGUUUUCGGACCGUAGGUGUGACGAGACUGACAAGUCGCCGACGCAGCCUCAAACACCGUCCCUUCCGAGAGAUAGCACUCGUACAGACUGAUAUCAUUGUCAUCGCCGUCGUGGUAGCAAGAAGGCAGCUCGAUUCCGGCACAGCGAAAUUUCGUCGGAUACACGUCCUGGAAUCUGCAAUGGAUCUUCCACUCCAAGUCGUACAAGGUGUCGGUCUCCCGCAUGUUGAAGGUAGCCUUCUCGUUGCCGCACUUCACCACGAACGGGAUCUUCUCUCCUCUCCUCUUCUUCGGCGGCAGCUCCACCGUCAGAUCCAGAUUCACAAACGACUCCUUCUUCUCUGCUUUCAGCUUGUACGACUGGAUCGAUCGGUCGUUGAGGAGCUCGCCGUCGCCUUUGUGGAAGAGCCUCUGCCUCGCGACGGAGACGCCGAGCAGGGACUGGAUGGCCUGCUUCAGGUCGAGGACGGUGGCGGACGGCGAAGGCAGUUGGAUCUCCGGCGCCAAUUGUGCGGCCGUUGAUCUUGAAUUUCGUCGCGCUGGCCAUGAUUCGCAGAGGAUUUCUUGCUGUGGCGUUGCUAGAUUUCUGCAAUGGAUUGAUCUAGCUCUCCAGAUUUAGAUUUUGGUGACUAUCUUUCCUAAUGUUGGUAUAUAUAGCAGUAUGCUUGUUGCCGGAGCG
Linum tenue is the source of this 908-nucleotide messenger RNA. NCBI's taxonomy places the organism in Eukaryota, Viridiplantae, Streptophyta, Magnoliopsida, Malpighiales, Linaceae. The record is from the annotation of a GenBank genome assembly.